Molecule: messenger RNA, 429 nt
Organism: Mangifera indica (mango)
Lineage: Eukaryota; Viridiplantae; Streptophyta; Magnoliopsida; Sapindales; Anacardiaceae
Product: S-protein homolog 6-like
Exons: 1
Coding region: 1-429 (142 amino acids)
Source: RefSeq, a predicted model, not a curated record
AUGAAGAUUCACAAUAGCAUUUUGCUUAUACUUCUCGUUGCUUUAGGCAUAAUUAUCAUCUCUUUUAUCCAACCGGACCAAUACAUCUUCGGUAUAGAAUACGAGGUUCGUGUCAUCAAUGGCUUCUCCAACAACUCCUCAUUGCCUCUGGUCAUUUGGUGCUCCUCCGAGGACAGUGAUCUUGGCGGACGUGCGCUCCAAGAAGGUGAUGAUUUCAGCUGGAGACUCAAAACCAACUUCUGGGGCACUACAAAUUUCUUGUGCACCAUGAAGUGGGAAGAAAAAAGAAAACGUUUCGACGCUUUUAAAGUUCGAAGGGAUUGCCGUCGGUGUAACCCUUUUAGAAAGUGCUCUUGGCUGGUGAAAGAAGACGGAUUUUACUUCAGCAACGAUGAGGUCAACUGGAAGAAAGACUUUCCAUGGUACUGA